Messenger RNA from Phyllotreta striolata, 4733 nucleotides. Lineage: Eukaryota; Metazoa; Arthropoda; Insecta; Coleoptera; Chrysomelidae. The record is from the annotation of a GenBank genome assembly.
AUUUGACACGCUCCUUUCGCCGUUCCAGAUUGAUCCAGAAAGCGAGUCCCGUCCAGACGGGCCCGAAACUCACCGACAAAAACGACGUGAUGACAGUGAAGUGGCUGUUCAACGCCGUCGAGGAGCUGAAGACCGAAGUGGCCGAGGUCCAGGACGCCCUCAAUUCCUCGAGGGCCCUGCAGGACGCCGAACGCACCGAGGCGCAGCUGGCGCUGAUGAGGAGCGACGUUUCCAAUCUCUACGUCGAAUUGGAGAAUGCCCGGAUAAGGAAUGCUAAAUACGAAGCCGAUAUCCAGGUGCUGAAGGACGAGCUGAAGGGCGAACGAGCCGGCGCCAGGACUACGGCGGAGAUGUGCGGAAAACUCAAAAAUCAGUUAAAAGAGGCUCAGCUGGAAUGGAAUCAAAACUGGAGGAUUCUGAACGAAAAAUCUCCACUACUGGAAAAUGAAAUAUCUCCCUAUCAACCUCAUCCAUCCAGGCACCAGAGGAUCCUGCGACAGCACGUCGUGCGGCUGGAAAAGAGCACGAAAACCCUACACAAAGAAAACUACUCGCUCAAAUCCCAGCUGCUCAAACUUCAGGACGACAUGAAAGAGCUGCAAAAGCGCCUGAACUGGAAAGACGAACUGGAAACUCUACGAAAGGAAAAACACGGUGACAACGUAAACGUAAACGCCAGCUUAAACAAACUGAUGGAAAUUCAAAGCGCGCAAAAUGCGAACAUAACGAACUUGACGCGGCAAAUGUCGAAUUUCGAUAAACUCCACCUAUCCAUGCUGGAGCUGCUGGAGAACGUCGAAACGAUCGAAAACAAAGUCGAUAAAACCUUGCCGGAAUUCAGGAAAGAGAUAUCCAAGUUGGAGAUACAAGUGGCCGAGAGCAAGUCGGCGAUAUCGAUGUUCAAAGAGGAUCAGAAAAACAGCAUCGACUCGAUGAAGGCGAUCGGAUUCACCGUAUCCACCAUGCAAGAUAAAACCGGCGAGGAUCACGAGAAACUUAUUCGAAUCGAUGAAAUGGUUAAGAACUUGCUAAAGUCUACUGCCAUUCAAACGUCCAAACUUCACGAUCAUAUUUUGAAGGAAGAAUCAAGUUCGAUCAACGUAAACGCCACCAAAGCCACCAUCCACCUGGUGCAAGAACUGAAAUCCUUCGAAAGCGAAUACAAAAGCAUCGUCAACAAGCUCCCCCGGGACUGCGGCAGCGUCGACGGCCCCGCCGGCCUCUACCUCAUCUCGCCCGGCGACAGCGAGCCCAUACUGGCCCGCUGCCAGGACGGCUGGACCACCGUCCAGCAGCGCCGCGACGGCUCCGUCGACUUCAACCGCAACUGGAACGAGUACUCCAACGGCUUCGGCUCCGCCACCGGCGAGCACUGGCUGGGCAACGCCAAUCUGCACCGCCUCACCGCCGCCAAUUGCUCCCGGCUGCAGAUCAACAUGCGCGACAUCUACGGCGAACGCUGGCAGGCCAACUACGACGACUUCAGGGUGGCCGAUUACGCGUCGGGCUUCCGGCUGUUCAUCGACCGGUACCACGGCAACGCCAGCGACGCCUUCGCCUACCAGAACCUCAUGGAGUUCUCGACGGUGGACAACGACCGGGACAUAUCUAACACGCACUGCGCGAGCAACUACGAGGGCGGCUGGUGGUUCUCGCAUUGCCAGCACGCCAAUUUGAACGGACGGUACAACCUGGGGUUGACGUGGUUCGACAGCUCCAGGAACGAAUGGAUCGCGGUGGCCGAUAGCGAGAUGCGCAUCAAACGGAGGGAUGUUUGUUGAUGGAUCAAUCUAAUGCCCAAAGAUCAAUUCUUGAUAAUAGCGGCUAGCGUCUGGUGGUGACGUCACGAGAUGAAUUAUUGAAUGCACUAUAUGAUUGAAAAUGAAAGGUCGUGAUGUCAUCGCUAGGCUAACGUGAUUGCAUUAUAUUACCAUGAGGUAAUCCGGAUACCAAAAGGAAUUGCAACGAUUGGCCUUUGAAUUUAUGCACUUAAUUUUACCGAGAAAAUGAUGGAAAAUUCACUUUAUUGUAAAGGGAUCUAAUACUCUUUAAAUUAUUUUUUAAGGUCUAAUAUUAGUGCAUAUUUCUCACGUGGCAAAUUUUAUUGUUAUGAAAAAAUAUGCACUAAUACUGUAUACAAAGAUAUCCAAAUAAAAAGAAAUUUUCAUCAUUUCUAGCCAGUACGAGGACCAAAGAAACUAACUAGUGUUUAAUAUUAAAAUCGUAUUGUAAAUAACGUUAAGUUAUCGCCAUACUAGACAUGUAUAAAUUUGUAAAUAUUAUUCUUAUUUAUUGCGACUAAUUAGGUUAUAGAAUAAAAAAACCAAUGACUAUGUAGUUAUUUUGUAGCAAAAAUUUAUUUUCAAUAAAAUCAUACAUUCGAACUGGUGUGUUUAAAUUUAAAUCAAAUUUAACUGGUAGGGAAACAACGCAUUAAUAAUUUAACAGACAGAAAAGUAAUCAAUUUUCAUGUUAAUAUUUACAAGAACAUUAAUUCUCAAAUUUUAUAAAGGUUGACGAUUCAUUUAUUUACAGUGCUUUUAUUCAAAUUACACAGCCAAAUAGGUGUUUUAAAAAUUUAAAUAUUGAAAAAAACUAAUAUUAGUUACAAAUAGAAUUAAGAAAAAGAAGGAACUUUAAGAUCACGAUAAGUGUUAGUUUGUAUAGCAAUUGAUCUAUGUAUAAGAGAAGCGUAUAGAAAAUAUAAAAUGUCCGAUAAAAAUAUGACAAUAAAUAAAAUCCAUAUCUAAUAAAUAAAAAAACUCAUUUUCCGAUAGCCGGCUGAAAUUUAGAAUUUAUGGCACGGCUUAUGUCGAAAUUGCCGAUUAAACACUUACAAUUAAUUACCUACCAAAAAUAUGCUUACUUCAAAGACAUACAAAACCUUGGCUUUUAAAGGAAUACAAUUUAAUUGACACACUUUUAACACUGUUUAUUGCUAACGUAUGCGAUCAUGGGCUGAAACAAUGAUACAUAAAAAUAGUAAUUAGGCAAACAGAACGUUUCAGCAAAUAUUUUUAUAUUUCCAAUUUAAACCUCUAAAUAAUACUUGUAGUAUUGUUUAGCUUGAUCGCAAGAAAAUCAUCUGAAUUAAUAUCUUUAUCCCUUUAAAAUCAUCUUAAUUUAUCUUCGUAAUAUUUACAUAAGAUAAGUUUUUUUUAAUAACUAUUUGCCUUACUGAUAAGUUAAAAAAUUUGAUAAUUGCCUUAAAAUUAUUCCACUCGAAUUUAGAAUUAUUUUUAGUAAGUUUUUAAAACUUAAUUAAUUUUUAGAUAACUUAAUACAACACAGGAAAGCUACAAGCAAAUAUUCACUGGCCCAUAAAGAAUUAGGAUCACAUUUUACAAAAUAUGUUAAGUUAUUUUGUAUAAAUGAAACAUGUUAUAUUAAACUGGUAACAUUGAAGAAUUCAAACAACUCAAUAAAUUUAAAUUGAAUUGCAUACUGUAAAUUUCUCCUAAAAUUAUCGAUUCAUACACGCAAAUUACAGUGCCCAAGAUUUUAAUAAUCGCACAACCAGAAUCGGAUGAUAUUGUACAAAACUUAAAAAAUAUGUACAUAUUUUACAGGUAUGCUCUCAUUCAUGUCAAUCCCCAUAGGCUAUACAAUUUCAGUCUUGCUAUCCGAUACAGCUACAGGUGCAUAAGAAACGGAUUCCUUUCUUCUGAACGUAACGUAAGUGUACACAAUACUCCCCAACACGCUUAUGUUUAUGCCGACGAAAUUCUCCCACGAAAAUAUAUAAUCGCCCCCUAUUACCAUGCCCAAGUACGUUACACAAAUAUUCUUCAACGUUCCGAUAAUAGUAGUCGUUAAGGCCGAAUUGUAAUAUGUACAUAACACUACACUAUACGAUAAAAUAAAGCCCAUUACACACGACAGCAAAAACUGCGUGGUAAACAACAAGUUAUCCCAUGAUUUGUAAUUAUAGGCCGCGUGGAUAUCUCCUGAAUAAUAGGCGAAUAGUGUAGCGGGAAUUAUCAUAAACAACGAGUUAUAGUACAUCAAUCCGUAUUUCCCCAAUUCUUUGGAAUCCAAUUUCUUCUUCAUGUAGACUCCGUUCGUAGCGGUGAAGAAGUUAUUAAGGAAUAUAAACAGGUAGCCUCUUACUGUAAAAGCGAGAUCAUUCGUGGCGGCUACUAUGGCACCCAGGAUCAUCGUAUAUACACUAAAUUGUACACUAAACGUAGGCUUGAUUCCCAAUAUAUACAGCUCGAGAACCAUCGUCAUCAGUAUCGAGAAUCUUCUUAAAGCUGUGAACAUCGGAAGGCUCAACUCUUUGGUACCGCCGAGCCCGAAGAACAUGUUUCCAAUGUAAAUCAGAGGCAGAGGGAAUAUUUUACCAAACGUGUUGAAUUCCAAGCUAGGAAAGGUAACCAAACGAAUUUUCUUAGCCACGAACAGUACAAAUAUCGUCGCCAGCAUUUGCCCAAUGCCCAGCACUUGAAACGACGGAAAUCCAUACGUUGUUAGUACUAUUUUAUUUACAACUGUUAUCAUAAAAGAGGCAAUCCCGUAAAAUAGCGCUGAGGAUAUUUUUCGCCAGAAUAAAGUGUGCUCGUUGAGUUCCUCUUGCGUGCGAUGCAUGAUUUUGUUUACUUACACGACAGCACUGAACACUAGAAAUUUUAACAUCGCUGCUUUGUGGCUGAAUUUUGACUGAAAUUCUUAUUUGAAAUCAGAUAAUGAUAUCAUUCUAACCGCCUUGGCCCACACAGUCACACACAAGCAAG